Molecule: messenger RNA, 884 nt
Organism: Clonostachys byssicola
Lineage: Eukaryota; Fungi; Ascomycota; Sordariomycetes; Hypocreales; Bionectriaceae
Source: the annotation of a GenBank genome assembly
AUGAGUGGGGAGUCGGCACCUUCAAAGGACGACAACAGCACGAACAAUAUAUACCCGGAGAGGAAGGAGACGGGUCCAAACUCCCAGGCUCAUCCGUGGCCGUUCUACCUUGAUGAGCAAGGCCAGAGGCGACCGAUCAUGGAGGAAGCCGUUAGACCACAGGCCUCGGCCAACGGCGACAACGAUGCUGUGCCUGCUGCAUUGGCGAUCAAGUUCGCGGGGCGUCGUGCGGGCUCUGAUGCUUCUGCAGAGGUCCGGCCUCUUGUGAUGAGGCCCGCCAGUCCAGCUGAGACAGACUCCUUCAUCCCGGCGCCGCUCAACAUCUCUCGGCCUUCGCAGUCAUCACCGCCUCCACUCUCACCCAAGAAGUACAAGCCCUACCAGCCGCCAACUUCCCUGGAAGAGCCAAAGUCGCCAUCGCUCGCUGGUCACCCUAAGCAUGAGCCAGGCCAAGCCUAUAGGCCGUACCGUCGGCCGUCAUAUGAUGACAGGCCGUCUGCGAGCGCUGCUCCCGUUCCGACCGCGGCGCCUGUAUCAGGCUAUGGAGCAGUUGGCAGCGCUCCAACUUCGCCAGCGCCCUCGGCUCAACCAUUCAGAUACCCAUCUCCUGCGGGCAAAGAACAACAAUCUCUGGCAGCCGUUCCACCUACGGCAUCUCCUAAGAUACCUGCGGCAGGCUCGCCCGCUCUAGGGAAUAGAACCCCAUCUCCUUCUCUCAGACCUUAUCAACCCCCAUAUGUUGAAUAUGAGGUAGGCAACCAGGCCAGCCAGCCACCUCCACCGCCCGUUCCGCUCAAGACUCGCCCUCCCGCGGUUGAUUCUAGCGCUCAUCAGGAGUCCGGAGCACAUGCUGGACAGCCAGGAAGUCCGCCUAUUCCUCCUAA